This is a messenger RNA of Cryptotermes secundus, 8549 nucleotides long. RefSeq names its product cytoplasmic polyadenylation element-binding protein 2 (gene orb2). Gene Ontology annotation, biological process: negative regulation of cytoplasmic translation. The record is from RefSeq and is a predicted model, not a curated record. Gene Ontology annotation, cellular component: cytoplasm; nucleus; neuron projection. Gene Ontology annotation, molecular function: translation factor activity, RNA binding; mRNA regulatory element binding translation repressor activity; ribosome binding. The coding region runs from base 125 to 2242 and encodes 705 amino acids. Lineage: Eukaryota; Metazoa; Arthropoda; Insecta; Blattodea; Kalotermitidae. The transcript has 9 exons.
GUCUCGUCACCAGCGGACGUCGAAGGUGGGCUUGUGUAGCAGAUGCAGGACGUGUGCGUGUGAGAGUACAAGAUUGUUCCCCCCUCCCCCCGAAUAUCAAAACUACACGCAGAAACAAGCUCUAAUGGGGGAUUUCAAGUUUAGUGUCAAUUCUAGCGUUGGAUCCGUUUCUUCAGUGGAAUUUGCAGCAAGUUCAACUACUAGCUCAUCGUUGUUUUUUACCACACCUACGUCUGUGCCGGAUACCAUUUCAUCACAUCAACAUUCAGCAAUGCAAGAUGAACUUCUGAUCGAGAAAUCAGCUGUAAAAUCACAACAGCAGCUGUCUCCAAAUUCCGACGUAAAUGGAGAGCAAACAGUGAAAGCCAAAGAAGAUGACAGUUCAUCAGCAAAUAUUGGAAGUGGAAUACAGACUGAAAAACCAAAUGAACAGGGGCAGAUUGGUCCUGCAGUGACAAGUCCCCUCCAGUUAGGAACUGGAUUUAAUGUAUCAGAGCCUAGUCUUAAUGUGAUUAAUUCUAGUAACACUUCCACAGCUAGCCUGUGGUCGUCAGGGCCAAUGGAAGAAGGUCUGUUGCACAGUUUAAAUGUACCUGCUGUAAAUGGAACUCUAGCUUUUCAAAAUUUUCCUCCAACUAACCCAAAUCCUUUAUAUAAUACUAAUUUAGGCCCCCAAAUUGCUGGAUUACCCCAGUCCCAAGGGCAACCGCCUCAACGACGUGCAAUUACGGCUACCCACAAUUUUCCACACAAUCUAUCUCGUCACAUUCAGCAGCAAAAUCCACAGAAUAUGUUUAUGCCCAACAAGGGCUACACAUCAUGGUCUAAUACACAGCAGAACACAUGGUCACCAGGUCCACAGAAUCAAGCCAACAUACAAGGUUUAUCGCCAUGGAAUAGAGGAAGGUCUGUGCCAAACCUGAAUCCGCUUCAAACGAUGGGAAACAUGGGGAAUCUAGGUAAUCGUAAACCUAGCCCAACAUUCAGUCAUCAACACUCAGCAAUGGUUAUUUCACCAAUCAAGUUCCGCCGUAGUACCUCGUAUCCAGGAAAAGGGCUGUUCCCUCAGCCACCAACAUUUGAAAUCACCAACAUGGAUGAAAAUCGAGAUGUGUUGCUCCCGUACCCGCAGGAGAGGACAGUGGGGAACGCCAACGGCACAAGUCCUCUGGAUAACAUGAGGAGUCUGGAACACUACCUGAAUGACCUGAUGCGUGGGGCAGGUGACACGCCGGACCACCUCAAAGGAUUCAUCAACUGCAACGCGAAUGCCCUCCAGUCGCUGGCCCAGCUGCACGGCAAGUCACCAUUCUUCCCUGGGCUCGAGGAACAAGCAGCUUUACUAGAGGAUCCAGCUUCACACCUUGUAGAUGGCCAAGUGCUGCCUCAGCCUGCACCGCCCCUCAGCUCUCCUUCACGCUCCUCCCCACAUAGUCAGGGAUCAGAGACAGGAGAACGCUAUUCCAGGAAGGUCUUUGUUGGCGGGCUGCCCCCUGAUAUUGAUGAAGAUGAAAUCACAGCUAGUUUUCGGCGCUUUGGUCCUUUAGUGGUGGAUUGGCCUCACAAGGCUGAAAGCAAAUCCUAUUUCCCCCCAAAAGGAUAUGCCUUCCUGUUGUUUCAGGAUGAGAGCUCUGUGCAGCAGCUGAUUGAUGCCUGCAUACAGGAUGAUGACAAGCUGUACCUGUGUGUCUCCUCACCGACAAUAAAAGAUAAACCUGUUCAGAUCCGACCUUGGCGACUCUCAGAUGCUGACUUUGUGCUGGAUGCUUCCAUGCCACUGGACCCACGCAAGACAGUAUUUGUAGGUGGAGUACCACGCCCUCUCAAAGCAGUGGAGUUGGCGAUGAUAAUGGACCGUUUGUAUGGUGGUGUGUGCUAUGCCGGUAUUGACACUGACCCUGAGCUGAAGUACCCAAAAGGAGCUGGUCGAGUGGCAUUCAGCAAUCAGCAGAGCUACAUUGCAGCCAUCAGUGCUCGUUUUGUGCAGCUUCAGCAUGGUGAUAUCGACAAAAGGGUGGAGGUUAAGCCAUAUGUGCUGGAUGAUCAGAUGUGUGAUGAGUGCCAGGGUCAACGCUGUGGCGGCAAAUUUGCUCCCUUUUUCUGUGCAAAUGUGACAUGCCUUCAGUACUAUUGUGAACACUGCUGGGCUACCAUUCAUUCCCGGCCUGGACGAGAGUUCCAUAAGCCACUGGUGAAGGAAGGGGCAGAUCGCCCACGAGCUGUGCCAUUCCGCUGGUGUUAACGUUGGAGCGCUUUAGCUCAGUAACGAUCGAACAGCCCUGGAGACAGUAUUCAGACAGCCUGGGAAGAUGGGUGGUUAGGCACUGACAUCCAUCACUUCACUGCAUUGACGCAGCAGUAAGUCAUCACGGGGCGUUCGACUAACUUGGCAACUAGGAAAUUUGAUGGCAAGUGCAUCGUUUCAUCGCCUCAAAACCACCAUCAUCAUAACAACUGUAGGCCAGCUGUUUUCAUCGCUGUUUAUAUAUAUAUAGAAUACAAUUAUAUAGUAAUAUAUAUAUAUAUAUAUCUAUACAUAUAUGGUCUGUAACCACACAUUCUUAAAAUAUCUUUUUUAAAGAAUGACUCCUUCAAAAUGUAGUGCAUUUGAGCAGAUUAUCUGUUAGAUAACUUACUCUUUUUAAUUACUCACUGGUUCGCAUGAGGCAAACUAAAAUCCCUGUUGCGGCCACCGAUGAUGGUAUCAUAGAUACGUAGCAGGUGUAACAGUGUGAUUUCUUAGCAUCUCUGCCAAUACUUUAUGAGAAUUUUUGUGAAUUUUCAGGGUAUUUGUAAAUAUGCAUUCAUAGUUCAAUCUACUUUUGUAGCAAGCGUACAGAGCUCAUAAUAAGGCAUGUAAUGAACUAGCUUGCCGAUUUCCCCAGUGUCCUCCGUACUUUCCCUUGACCUUGUAAUUUUCGUACCUUCUCGGUGUAAAUAGUCGUUGUAAAAAAAUACCGAUAGUUAUUCAGUACAUUAAUUUGUUUCAUAAUGAGAAGCGUAUCUUCCAUAUUUAUUUUUUGGGUCUCAUUUUUGUACAUAAUGAAUUUUUGCCACUGACAGAUAUCUGCCAUCACCACUAAUGGUGAGUUUGUUGCUAGGCUGCAGCCUUCAACACAGUUUUGAUACAUUUCCUAACUAACUUACACGUUGAUUACAAUGUUUGUACUCUCUUAAUGAAAAGGAUUGGCAGAGAAUCUAAACAAAGGAAAAAACUUGACUUUUGUAGCUUUGUUGUGCACAUGCAUUUUAUAAAAAGUACAUAUGUCAUGAAUCAAUCUGUAUGUUUGUCUCAGCUUUUUUGUCAUCCUUUGAGAAUGCUGACUCAUUACCCACCCAUAUUUUAAAAUUUUUCUAUCGAUCAAGUGACGGUGACGCUUAAUUAAAAAAAACAGAAUCUGCCUUGCAGUAAAAUGAUGUAUUUUGACCUUUCUGACAGAAUUCAAUCCGUACUGAGCACUAUGUAGCCAUUUGUCUCUUGGCUCAUUUUUAUCGUGAGAAUAUAAAAUAGUCCAUAUUUUAGAUGUCAUCCCAUAGCUGUCACUCAGGCUGUUCCUUCACAAUCUAACGUAGACAGUGUACCGUGUGCAUAUUGUAACUUAACAUAAUGUAUCGUAGGUUUACUCAUGCCACUUGUACCUUCUUUACAAAGACUGGUAUAGUGCACUUGAGGACCUACUUUGUAUCAUCAGUAACACUUUUUAUUCUGGCGUAGAUAUGAAGUGUACACCCAUGUAUGUUUGCUCAUGAUUUGCUAUUUCUGACAGAUGUGAUAUGUCAUUUAUACGUGAUGAUCUAGAUAGAUGUCAUGACUUGUGUCAGGCAUGGGGUCAGCAUUUUAUUCACUUGACCAGAACCUUAGUGUUUCCAGUGUGCAUGAUGUCUUACCUCAGCUGGCCAUGUUAGCCAUGUCAGUCACAACAUGUCUGUUGACUCAGCCGAGCUAAAUGUCAAGUACAUGCCCUCGCCCUCCUGCUAAAGUGGUGAAGCAAGGAGGGAGGGCAGGACUUUCCCAAUAUUUUACUUUGCCCUCCAUUUUAUUGUGUCAUUCAAUCUGUGCGUGCUUGUUUUAUGCAGGAGGUGUUAGGUGUUAAGGGCAUGUUCCACAUAACGCCCGCCUUCUUGUAAUCUGUGUGAUAAGAAGUGUAGAUACUUUGCACGACUGUAGUCUUUUUCAAUAGAUUUGUAUUUUUGAGUGUUAAAGUUUUUUAUACAGCUGUUGUUAUCUUAGUUAAGGGCAUGAUGUAAACAUUUGUGAAGAGAAACUCAGAGAGGCCCGGCAGGUAUAGAUUUGACCCUUUAGUUUUCUACUUUUCUUCCCUGUUUAAAAUUUGCGGUUCCUUGACCAGGUGGAUGAGACAAGGCUGGGGCUGGCCAGUGUUAGGGCAAAGCCUCCACAGAAGACUGGCUGGCCAGCCAUCCAAGGUCAAACCUUGUAGCUCCCACCCACUCUGGAUGGUAUCGUGAUUGUGCUGUGCAUGCACAGUCCAAAUGGAUUUGAGCGGAUGGUAGCACCUGGUAGACAUUCUCACUUCGCUCGUGAUCUCCCCAUACCAAAGAAAAUGUGAAGCAUGAAUGUAAAGAUGCUACUUGGUCUGAAGUGCCCGGUCUACUUUUCUAGGGCAAGUCAGAUUUCUAAACAGAUUUUUCAUUUUUUAAUUUUACAUAGAUACAUAAAAAAUAUAAAUAUAAAUUACAAUGUUUUCUAUAGUUGUUGUCUAUUAUAGUGCAAAACGGUGAAAAUCGCAAGCUGUUAAUAAUCUAUUAUAGUCAUGUACCAAGGUUUGGUGCACCUGUUUCAACACAGCCUUGGGUUUACAGUUGUCAUUCAAAAUGCCCUUUUUUCACCUGUCCAGAUGAGGUUUCCAACUUGAAAUCCGACAUUUGAUUCUGUAUAAAUUUGAUUGGUAGCACUUGUGCACAUAGGGUUUUCCUGGGUAGUUCUCUAGUCAUUGGGAUAGUAGUGGGGCUUCGGUCUUGGUGUAGAAACAUUCUGGUUCCUACCUUGGGGAAAUAGGUAACUGUCACUGACAUAACCAACUACCAUUUUGGUACAAAUAAUUAUUCAUUUUAUAUCACAUUGUUUGUAAAACAAAUAUAGUAACUUUAUCCCAUUUUGUACUGUUUAUAAUGCUUUGAAUUCCAAGAGAUCACCCUGAAUUCACAUAGAGACUUCUUAACUAUGUCUCUUGGAGCUCCAUUAGCUGUUGUAAAAUUUGUUGUAGGUGUCAGGGAAGAAGCAAUUAAUUUUUAUCAUUUGGUGCCAUCAGUUGGGGGUUUAGGAAGGUGUACAGAGUUUUAGUUUUUUAAACAAAGUUAGUUCCAGCAAGCAAUAGAACUCUUGCUUAUAGUUUUAGAUUUUUCAAUAUGACGUUUUUCAUACUGAUUUUAAAUGUUAAAUAGUUAAACGUUUUUAAAUAUUUAUUCAAUUCUAAUGAUUGAAUAUGUUUUGUGGUAUUUUAACAGUUUUGUACUUUCCUUAACUAGUUAUGUUGCACUUUGUUUUAAUGAGUUUUAUGUUUUAGUGUUCUGUGUUUGAUGUGCAUUAAGCCUCAUGAUAUGCAUGGCAAGAUGUGAUCCUAAGAGUUAAUUUGUAGUUGCAACCAACCUAAUGAUUGCUGCUUAGCAGCUGGCAACUCCUCGGUGCUUAGCGGCAACUUGCUGGGCUUUCCAAAUUGUAUUGCAACGUGAGGCAGAGGGUGGGGAAGUAAGAAAACAGUGGUUGACUUCAAGUUUGAUACUUGCAGUACACAUCAGCAUCUCCUACUUCAUCAGGGACUAUCUUUGACACAGCAUAGAGUAGGCUGGAGACCUCUAUGGAAUGUUGAGUUCAGUCACCCACCUUCUAAAGGAGGGAAAUGGUCAGAUGAUAGGCUGGCCUAAUAUACUGUAUCUUUUCUACAAAUAGAAUACCACGAUUUAAAUAUAAAAAAUGAAGUUGAUGUUAUGUGAUAGUUGUAUUUAAUACAAAAUCUACACGUGAUUAUUUUGUAGCCUUGGGUAACUUAUUUAACACUUAGCACUAUAUUUAACUUUUUUAAUAAGACUUCGUGAAAUUGUAUAAAAUAUUCCAGUGUGAUGAUUCCAUGUAUUCUAAUGUAAUCAGUCGAUAACUUUCAUAGUUUUGCCUCAGCAGCACAAACACCAAAAGAACAGAUUUCUGCAUGCCGUGAGAUGCCAUGAAAUUAAACAUUACAGGCAUUCAUGUGGGCAUCCUCAGAGGUAAAGAAGUUUUAGUGUGUAGAAAUGGAAACUGACAGUAUAUUUCCAAGUCUGAAAGUUUAAUAUUCAUAUUAAAUUAACAUUUUAAUUUUACAAAGAGGCUUUUAACUUUCAGUUCAGGAAGCAUUGAUUCAAGUAAAAUGUCUGUAGUGAUUCACUUGUUAUCCUGUUAUCAGUUUGUGCUGUAUUAAUGUUUGCAUAUGAAACUACUCCUGUAUCAUACGAUAAAACAAUCCACUAUACUCUUCUGUCUGGUCCUCAGCACUCAGGCAGCAACAUUGACCUGUAGUACAUGUGAAAGGUGCACAGGACAAAAUCGCUCGCAUGUAAACUAGGUAAUAAAAUGGUAAUGCUUUAAUUAUUUUAUAAAUGCUAAAUCUUUCUUUGGCCUUAUAAAGUGCUACUGUGGAAAUGGGAUGUUAAUAAGAACUGGUGCUGAAUGCAGUCACAGGAAAGUGGGAGAGGGAAAAGCGUGGACAGUUGAAAACAUUCAGUUUGAAUCAAUAUGACAACAUUCUUGGAGUACAUGAUUUGGCUACUUUGAAAUUGGUAUAUAAUUUUGCUGCUUGUCCCAUCUUCCUGUGGUUCUAUCAAAGAGGUUUGCAUAUCUUGUGUACACCAUUCCAAUAGCAUUUUGUAAUAAUUCUGGAUUGUAAAUGUGAAUAUCUAUUUUCGUAUCCCAGCAAAAACUAACAAAAAAAUUGUUAUGAGCAGCUGCAAAAUUCAAUUUGAGUAAUGCUGAUCAGGAAAGGGGCAUGGAAGAGUACCCACUCAUGUAAAUUAAUGUCCAUCUGUGUCCUGUACAUGUUUUCUUAAUUAUUAGCCAAUGUGGUGGUUAUAUUCAUCCAAAAACUAUAUGGUGCUUCAUUUUAGAUUGUUAUAUAUUUUUAUUUUUUAUAUAUUUCAAAUGAAAAAUAGUUACUUUCACACAAUAAUUCUCAAUCUCAAACAGUGAAGCCAGAUGUCCAGUAAUCUGAAGCGCAUAUAAAGACUUUUUAAGUUUCUCAUUACAGUUAUUAAUACUGGUAACAAGUAAUGUGCAGUAUUAUUGUGUACUGGUCCCUUCUUUGGGUAUAUGUGGGAAAUUUUUGUAUGGUUUGCAGUGUUUCAGUUCUGCAGUGAUUUUUGUACUAUUCAACUCCCAUUGACAACUGACUUAGUCCUGAUGCCAUGGGCACUAUCUGUCCCCUAGACUUGUUGGCAAUUUGGAUUCAUAGCUGCAGAAACAGUGAUGAUAUUGAUGUUUGGUGUGAAUGGUGGGGCUCCAGGUGUAAUGUAAUGCAAGCAGUUGUUGGUUACUUUCUACUUAGUCAUGCUACCUAGUGCAAUAUUGUUGACUGGGUCCCUGAUAUGUGUUUUUGUGUGAGAGAGAGAAAGGGCCUUAUGCAAUAUGAAUAUGCUUUAAUGAUUUUAACUGGUGACUGGUUACCAUCUUGAUACAAUAUUAUAUAAUGCAUGUAGUGCUGUGAAUGCAAGUCGAUUCCUUACUGCAGCCCAACAAGCCAAAGGGAAAUGCCGCAUCGAAUGACUGCCCCCGACAUAAGGACAGUAUGGCAAGGGGAUGGAAUGUACCCCUUACUCUAGUGUAAAUUUUCUGGUUAAGCAGGGUUUGACUCUUUAAGUUUUCGUACCCUUGCUGUCUUGGCUGUAGAGUCCAUAUUCUUCUGCAUAAAAGGAUCACCCAUUGUUCUAGUUCACUCAAGUUAGGAAAGCAGUAGUUAGUAUUCUAAUAGUAAUAUGGGGUACUUUGUGUGCAUUUCAACCACUACCUACUAUUUUUAUGAAUUUUUGUACAUUUUUCUAAUUUUUGUAUGACGUACUAUCCUGGGCGGCGGGAAGUGGCUUGGAGGCAAAGCUUGCUCGCCGCUUGGGAUUCCUGUUGUUACCUGCCCUCUUGCUCAUGGUUUGAAUGCCCCACCCCAGCCACUUCCUGAAGCCUGGCAUUGCUUAUUUGUACCAGGGGAGUUUUUCCUAGUUAUAUUUGUUGGAUAUCAAAACUUUUUAUGUUUUAUAAAAUAAUUAUAAAAAAUGUGAACUGUGUUUAUUUGAUAAAUAUUGGUGUUAAUUCUUCUUGCAAACAGAGUUUUCAUACUGCAUUCCUGUCAUCCAUUUAAUCCUUCCGUACUAACGUAUGUGUUUCUUCUUUUCUUAUUUAUCUCUGCUCAUUGCUUUUAUCUUUGGAACAAUUCCUGUGUGAUAAUCAACCUGUUUGAUCUACAGUUCUGCCUGAAAACAUGGCUCUUGUACUAACUACUUAUCAAUAUUCUUUUCUGAUGUAAUUUUUGGUAGUUUAAUAAAGCAGGUGAUAUUGAAAACUAACCCACUAA